AUGGUUAAAUUAACUCAAAUUGACGACGAGUCUGCUACUAGAUUUGAUCAAGGUCCAGCAGCUACCCACGCAGCAAAAGAAGAAACUUUCAGUGAUAGUGAAGCUUCCGAUUCAGAUUCCGACAUAGAUGACGAUUUCGACUUUGAAAAUGAAACUCUUCUUGAUAGAAUUGUUGCAUUGAAAGAUGUUAUUCCACCACAACAUAGAACUCAAAUUGUUUCUGCCGGUGAGACUAUCAAAGAUACAUUAUAUUCUGGUUUCAGCAAAUCUGGUAACUUAUUGUGGACCUUGACAUCUUCCGCUUUAUUGCUUGGUGUUCCAUUAUCUUUAGCCAUCUUAGCCGAAACACAAUUACAAGAAAUGGAAAAAGAAAUGUCUUUACAACAAUCAGCACAAGAUGUGUUAGCCCCAGGCUCUGAAGAAGCUUUCAAGAGCACUGAAAAGCCAGCCACUGCCUAA
Debaryomyces hansenii CBS767 is the source of this 459-nucleotide messenger RNA. RefSeq names its product Tom22p (gene TOM22). The transcript has a single exon. NCBI's taxonomy places the organism in Eukaryota, Fungi, Ascomycota, Pichiomycetes, Serinales, Debaryomycetaceae. Gene Ontology annotation, biological process: intracellular protein transport. Gene Ontology annotation, cellular component: mitochondrial outer membrane. The record is from RefSeq and is a predicted model, not a curated record. Bases 1 to 459 code for a protein of 152 amino acids.